AUGCAGCUGUUGGUGUUCUACUGUGUGGCGCUGCUGGCCCCCCUGGCGGUUGGAGCGCCGCCCUCAGACCGCAACCACGUGCCGCCCAUCGCGUGUGAAGACAUGGCGCCCAUCCACGGGGACAACCAGCCCAGCGAGGAGCCGGCGCCCUACACCAUUUCCGUGUCCACCACAGCCGUGACCGCGGGACAGACCGUCACAGUGCACUUCUCGGGCAACACGACGUUCCGGGGCGUGUACGUGCAGGCCCGCCAAGGGGACCAGCCGGUGGGGCAGUUCCUCGCCAGCGACGUGGCCGGCGUCGCUCUGGACGACUGCGCGCCAGGGACAAGCAACGCCUUGGAAUACGUUUCGAGUGAAGACACUGAGGAACUGGAUGUCGAGUGGGUGGCGCCAGACAUUAACGACGUCAUCGUUUUCAGGGCGUCUUUCGUUAAGACCUUCCCCGAGUUCUGGGUCGGCGUCGAGUCCGAAAGUGUCACGGUCGGGGUAGUUUAG
This is a messenger RNA of Schistocerca serialis cubense, 498 nucleotides long. RefSeq names its product putative defense protein. Gene Ontology annotation, molecular function: oxidoreductase activity, acting on metal ions. Bases 1 to 498 code for a protein of 165 amino acids. Lineage: Eukaryota; Metazoa; Arthropoda; Insecta; Orthoptera; Acrididae. The record is from RefSeq and is a predicted model, not a curated record. The transcript has 5 exons.